Molecule: messenger RNA, 1800 nt
Organism: Osmerus eperlanus (European smelt)
Lineage: Eukaryota; Metazoa; Chordata; Actinopteri; Osmeriformes; Osmeridae
Gene: mazb
Product: MYC-associated zinc finger protein b (purine-binding transcription factor)
Exons: 7
Coding region: 111-1511 (466 amino acids)
Biological process (GO): regulation of transcription by RNA polymerase II
Molecular function (GO): DNA-binding transcription factor activity, RNA polymerase II-specific; RNA polymerase II cis-regulatory region sequence-specific DNA binding
Source: RefSeq, a predicted model, not a curated record
GAGUUUUCAGCCCCUCGUCAACAGGGCUAUUAAAAGAAUGCCAACGGUUCGCCCUCGUGUCUCUAUCAGGAUUACUUAGCUGAGUUUAUACUCCUCAUCACUGGCGCAAAAUGGAUGCUGCGUGGAGCAAUUUCCUCUUCCAGAAUACUCCCACCCAAAACCAGGAUGGAAACCUCCAAUCAGAGCUGCUACCGGUGCACACGAGCUCCCCCCAGACCCCUCCCCCGGAGCACAUGGGCCAGCCCCCCUCCACCGUGGACACUGCCGCCCUCAGCGAGGAACCCACACCAGUGAAGACAGCGUCCCGCCCCGCCCGCGUGCCCCACAUCUGUGGCAUCUGCAGCAAGCAGUUCAAGAACAACUACAACCUGCGGCGGCACCAGUCGGUCCACACCGGGGUACGCAUGAAGGGCAGGGCGCCCGGGCAGCCGCAGGGGGCCAAGGAGGGGGGGGCCAGCUCCUCGCCGCUGGCUGGGGGGAGGACAGAGAGACACCCGGUCCCCCUCUCCCUGCUCCACCUCUCCAUCCCUCCCCCUCUCCCCCCUCCUGGCGUCCUGGCCCCCCAGCAGACCUCUCUGGGUAGUCAGGCUGGCGACGGCGUUGCCAUGGCGAGCGUAGUGGCUAGCGUUAACAACCCCCACGGUCCUCCUGCUGCUGUUGUCAUGGCCGCCGGGGCGACAGGACAGCGUCCGGCUAACCCCAACCCUAACCCGGUGCGUAAGAACCAUGCGUGUGAGACGUGUGGGAAGGCCUUCCGGGAUGUGUACCACCUGAACCGCCACCGGCUGUCCCACUCGGACGAGAAGCCCUUCUCCUGCCCGGUGUGCCAGCAGCGCUUCAAGAGGAAGGACAGGAUGAGCCACCACGUCCGCUCCCACCAGGGUGGCGUGGAGAAGCCCUACGUCUGCCCUCACUGCUCCAAGGCCUUCUCCAGGCCUGACCACCUCAACAGCCACGUCAGACAGGUCCACUCCUCCGAACGACCCUUCAAGUGUCCGGUACUUGAUACGUGCGAGUCCAGCUUUGCCACGAGGGACCGCCUCCGGGCUCACAUGAUUCGUCACGAGGAGAAGGUCCCCUGUCACAUCUGUGGAAAGCUCCUAUCAGCAGCCUACAUCACAGAUCACAUGAGGGUGCACAACCAAUCACAGCACCACGCCUGUCAUCUCUGUAACCGCAGCUUCACCACGCUCACCUACCUUCGCGUCCACGCCCAGAAGCACCACGGCCAGGAGUGGAAGGAGGGAGCGGGGGGGUUUGGGGGCACGGCCGCCGGGGGGGUCCUGGUGUGCCAGCUAUGUGGGGUGCACUGCAAGACCCCCACCCAGCUGCAGGGCCACAUGGGGACCCACAGCAGCAGCCAGGCAGCACCCAGCCCGGCCACCUCCAGCCCGGCCAGCAGCUCGCUGGCCAGCAUGGUCACCACCCCCACCAUCUACGUUAGUGGCAACGCCGUGGUGGACCUGCUGGUCACAGACUGCUCCAGCAUCGCCCCCCAGAGCCACAGCUAGCAGACCCCUAACCUCACCCCCCUAACCCUCACCUCUAACCUCACUCCUAACCCCUCACCCCCCUAACCUCACCCCCCUAACCCUCACCUCUAACCUCACUCCUAACCCCUCACCCCUCUAACCUCACCCACUAACCCUCACCCCAGAGACCCACAGCUAGCAGACCCCUAACCUCACCACCUAACCCUCACCUCUAACCUCACUCCUAACCCCUCACCCCUCUAACCUCACCCACUAACCCUCACCCCAGAGCCACAGCUAGCAGACCCCUAACCUCACCCCCCUAACC